Messenger RNA from Rhipicephalus microplus (southern cattle tick), 1715 nucleotides. RefSeq lists its product as uncharacterized. NCBI's taxonomy places the organism in Eukaryota, Metazoa, Arthropoda, Arachnida, Ixodida, Ixodidae. The record is from RefSeq and is a predicted model, not a curated record.
AUGGUACUACGCCAUGAAAUAUCUGGCAAGCAUAGACCAUCUGAUUUUGUAGAGAGAUCCCCCGCUGUGCAUAACCACCACCUAUCACUAGUUGCACAGGGUCUUAGCUGCCUGCCACUGUAUGGAGUGCGUGGUGAAUCUGCGGUUUCAUUUUUUGGCUUUGAGCCCACCCAGCACCUUCCACCUGAUUUAAUGCAUGAUUUGCAUGAAGGCGUUAUUCCAUUUUUGUUAAAACAUGUUAUUUCUUUUUUUCUGAAACAUGAAAUCAUUAAAUUAGAAUUGCUGAACACUGCAAUCAUGACUUAUCCCUAUGGCCAAAAUGACAAGAGAAAUAAACCUGAAACAUUGUCUGCAAGCAUGUUCCAAAAGAAGGGCACACUCAAAGGAAAUGCUUCACAAACAUACUGCUUGUUUCGCUAUCUACCUUUUUAUGUAGGUAAACAUGUACCAACGGGUCACAAUGUUUGGGCAUUGUACCUUUUGUUCAGAAAAAUUGUUGACUUAAUCAUGAGCAAGCAAGUGACAAUAGAACAAAUUGCUUAUCUUGAACGACUCAUCUCAUGCUUUUGUGUUGACUUCAGAAUUCUGUUUCCAAACACUCCAGCUCCAUGCAAACUGCAUUACAUCAUACAUUAUCCAAAGUACAUGGUGAUGUAUGGAUCACUUGUUCAUCUUUGGUCAAUGGGAUAUGAGGCCAAACAUCAAUACUUUAAAGACUUGGCAGUAAAAUUAGGAAAUUUUAAAAAUAUUACGUUAACUCUGUCAAACCGCCAUCAAACAUCUGAGAUGUAUCUUCACUCUUUUGAAGAUAGUAGUGUGAAAAUGGUCACUACAGGGUGCAAGCCAGUGUCGCUGGAGCGGUUGCCUACUGAAGUGCAGAAUUACAUCACUGCGAAUGCUAUGGACACUAGCAAUGUGUUCUCUCUGGUAUCAGCUAAGAUUCAGGGAACUCAGUAUGCUGUUGAUAGCGUUCAAGUCAUGAGCAUGUCUGAUGAUGGGCCAUGUUUUGCCACAGUAAGAGAUAUCUUUUCUGUUAGACGGCAGAUCAUUAUGUAUGCACAAAAACUUCAGACCAUCAAGUUUGAUGAGCACUACCAUGCCUAUGUUGUCAGACGGUGUCCUGAAGUCAUUGUGAUAACAGAUAUUUCAGGUCUUCAUUCUAAUGAACUGAGUAUUCAUACAUUAGGAAACAAAACUUUUAUUUCAGCUCGGCAUACAUUUGCAGAAAAUAUUUGAACCCCUUGUGAAUGACAUGGCUAAGUUGAAUACAGCAAAUGUUACUGUAAAUGGAGAGGUUCGUAAUGGAAGCGUAUUUUGUGGAACAGUAGACAAAUUUUCAAAAAGUAGACUUGGUGACCUCACGUGCAGUUUUAGCAGUUCAAUUUGUACUGGGCUUCAGAAAUGUUUUGACUGGCUUCUUAGUAAGUCAGUACUCAUGUUUUUUUUUUGUUUUUGGUACCAUUCAUAUUGAUAGGAACUUCCACAUCCCUUCGAAAUCUUUUUUAAGGGACACUAAAGAACAAAAUGCUUUUUCGCGUACUAGUAAAGUAUGAUUUCACAGUCCCGAAAACACCACUUUUGGUAACGCGACAUGACACGUGGUAAGCGAGAAAAUGCGCGAAAAGAAACUGCGGGUGGAGACGCCACCUGGAGAUUCCCGCACCAAACACUGUGAUGUCGUCAAUAUUUGAAAGCAUGUACUGUGUCCUGUGUAA